Messenger RNA from Bactrocera latifrons, 2764 nucleotides. Its product is annotated as putative phosphatidate phosphatase. The record is from RefSeq and is a predicted model, not a curated record. Gene Ontology annotation, molecular function: phosphatidate phosphatase activity. Gene Ontology annotation, biological process: signal transduction; phospholipid metabolic process; phospholipid dephosphorylation. Bases 633 to 1847 code for a protein of 404 amino acids. The transcript has 7 exons. Lineage: Eukaryota; Metazoa; Arthropoda; Insecta; Diptera; Tephritidae.
ACCAUAUUCAUUGGUGUAAGUUGUAGUUAUAUUCACUGCUCUGUGUGUGCUGUUAAUACUGGCGUUGAUGGCUAUUCAGUAGUAAUAUGUAUUGGAAAAUCGCAUAAUUUUGUAAUUGAAACGUUAUAUUCGUUCUAACUUAAAUACAGUUCGGACGCUCAAAUAUACAUUUCCGGAGGUGAUUUCUUAGAGAGUAGAAAGAAAAAAUGUAAACUAAAAAAAACCUGAAAAGGUCCAAACUCUGAGUAAAUCUUAGUGUGAGUUAACAUAGUAUGCGAUGGAAUAAACAACAAGAGCAAUCGUUGUCAAAACGAAAUUAAUAAGCAUUAAACAUUUGUAUGGUAUACUAUGUAUAAAGUGAAAAACGUGUUCGCUUUCGGAUAUCUCAUUGGUUUUUAGUGUACUCAAGCUUUCCAAAAGACGCGUUCGUUAUUGCUCUUGCUCUCUAAAUUCCUUCACUGUUUGCGUGCGAUUUGAGUAUUGGAUAAGAAAACGCGGCGCAGACUAGCUUGGAGUGAGCUUUUUCGUAGCAUAUUCUCCCAUCGAUGAUAUAAGCAGAGAGUCAACAUCGCGUCGGUAACGUUGGAUGUCCGUCCAUAGCUAUUUUAAAGUACUACACAACUGCCAAUGAAAUGAGUAACGAAUCAGCUGCUAUUGAGGCAACACCGCUGCGUCGGCCAGAAAGGCAAAAUAGUGCAGACGUGUCGUCGUCUUCUUUGUUGUUGGUAAAAUCGCGUGACGUGGAAAAUAGCUAUCAAAAUCCGAAUCACAAUUGCAACGAUAUUGGUGGCAUUAAUUGCAGCUGCAACAACGGCUAUCACAGCAACACUAAUGUUACCCCAUCAACCAUAGUGACAAUCGCAAAUUUAAAUAACAACAACGUUGAAGUACGCCUUGGUGCUGGGUUCACGUGGGAAUCAUCGAACGAGCACACUUCGAAAAUAAUCAAAAUGGAUCACAACAAACGCGUUUUAUAUCGUGUGGCAUUGGAUGUGUUCAUACUGCUCUGCGUGGGCUUUCCGAUCUUAUGCUUUUAUUUGUGGGGCACUGCAUAUCAGCGUGGAUUCUUUUGCGACGACGAAUCGCUGAAACACCCUUUCAAACCCUCAACAAUUCGGAAUUGGAUGCUGUAUUUUAUAGGACUGGUCCUACCAAUUGGAUUGAUUCUUAUAGUUGAAAUUGUGAAGGCGAAUAAUACCAAGCCUUCAACGGAGGAUAUUAUUACACAGCGUCAGUAUGUCUUCAUGGACUACGAAAUUCCUGUCUGGAUGGUGCAAUGCUACAAAAGUAUUGGAGUUUUUGGAUUCGGAGCAGCUGUUUGUCAGCUAUUAACUGACAUUGCUAAAUACUCUAUAGGGCGGCUGAGACCACACUUUUUUGCUGUUUGCCAGCCCAUCAUAUCCGACGGCACCACUUGUGAUGAUGCUAUCAACGUGGGAAGGUAUAUUGAAGAUUUCACCUGCAAAGGUGACGAUUCCUCGAAGCGCAUGCUAAAAGAAGUACGUCUCUCUUUCCCCAGUGGACAUUCAAGCUUUACAUUCUACACAAUGGUUUUUACCGCGUUAUACCUACAAUCGCGCAUGAACUGGCAUGGGUCGAAGCUAUUGCGACACUUUCUGCAGUUCCUAUUCAUUAUUAUCGCGUGGUACACGGCCUUGAGUAGGGUAUCCGAUUACAAACACCAUUGGUCUGAUGUGCUGGCUGGUUCUACAAUAGGGGCUCUCACUGCCGUCAUUGUGGCGAAAUACGUGUCCGAUUUGUUUCAGCGAAGAUCCUCUCAACAAUAUCUGCUACCUCGUACAUCUCAGGACGCACAACCUCAGACGUUAGCCAAUAACGGCCUUUAAUUUUCGGCUGUGAAUAAAACAGUAUUUCGCCUUUUAUCCACAAACAUGUUUUAAACAAAUUAACAAUAAAUUACUAAAAUUAUGUGUGUAUGUCUUGAUAUGCAAGUGAUGAUAGCGCCAAUUCAUUCUAAAGUCUUUGUACUAUUUAUGUUAUCUAAUACGUAAUAAUUAAGAGCAGCAAUAAAUUUAAGUGUAUAUGUUUGUGAACAUAAGGUAAAUAGAUUUAAGGACGUAAUAAGUUAAAUAUAUACAUAUAUGUACUACAAUAACGUACACGUAUCCCGAAUUUUGGAACAAGGAUCGAAGGAACUACUCGAGUGAUGAAUUAGUUAAUGUGUGUCUUAAAUGAAUUUCACAGUAGCGAUCAGCUGAUUACAAUCAUUGGUGUUCAAUACGCAAUAACAAUAAUAAUUGCUUUAUAAGAAAAAAACAUAAAAAUCUUAAACCUUUCAUAUCACGUUCGCUGUUGAAGUACAAAAGUAAGCGUCGUUAGAAUUUCGCUUUUUUAUUAACAGGUAGAAAUAAUAAAUUAUAAGUAUUAAUAUAGUACAAGAGAUUUCAAUGAUGUUAUGACCAUUAAGUAGAAUGCUUAAGUGUGGGGCUCCACUCAGAUCUGAACUAUUUUUAGAAAUUUAUUGUGCUCAUGAAAAGUGAUGGAUUUCCGCCUAGUCCUUGAAGCCAAGACCUAGAACGGCACUAUUUAGGGACGGCAAAAUGUCAGAACGUUAAAGCUUUGCAGCUGAAGAAAUAUUCCAAGAUUUUAUUCCAAAAAUCAGUUUUUUUUUAUUUGAAUCUAUAGUAAAUUGACAAUGAAUUAAAUAAAAAUUAUUUUUCCCUUGACUUCGUAAUUCUUGGGUACAAUAUUAAUAUUUCUAUUAAUCAAUCAUCGUUUUAAUAAAAGCAUUGUUUGAAAAAUA